AUGGCGUCCAACGCCUCAGUCACGGACCUAACAGCGUGCAAAUCAGAAAGCACACCCAACCCCGAGGAUGGUGUUCCAUUUUCAUAUGGAAAUCUCCAUGUGGGCGAGACUUAUCUCAAACUGAAUAAGAAGCUCUUCAAAAUCCCGCCUGAUGCAAAGAAAGAACCGCCGUUAGAAGGGGAUGUGUUUCGCGUUCUAAGCAAGCAAGGUGGUCGGCUGGUUCUUGAGCGAGAGUAUUCAUAUGUUUCCAAGGGCGGAACGGCUGUAAGGCGUUUCGAGGUUGAAGCCAUGAAGCUGGUGGCGAAACACACCUCCGUCCCUCUUCCCGAAGUUAUCUACAGCCUCAUCGAUGAUCACAGUGGUGAGAUCGGGAUGACAACUAUUCCAGGUACUACACUGGAAAGCCUGUGGGAUAAGCUGAAUGAUGAAACAAAAAAGUCUAUAUGCCAUGAAACAUGGGAUCAAAUCGCCAAACUCCGAGAAAUCCCCCAACCACCUGCCCUGAAACCUUUCUUCCAGUGCCUCGCUGACGGCUCGCCAACUCUUGAUGCUCUAAUUGAAGACCUGGACCGCUCUGGAACACCUCUAUAUACAGACGAAGAUGUCAGAACCCGGAUAUACCGCCGCUAUCUCCAUUUCGGCGGCCUGCGAUAUAAAAAUGAGCUACCGGACAUGCUCCCUCGAUCAUCACGGACUGUAUUCACACACGCUGACAUCGCCCCGCGAAACAUCAUGGUUGACGACAAUUAUCACAUCACUGGUAUCCUCGACUGGGAGUAUGCCGGCUGGUAUCCUGAUUAUUGGGAGUACGCGCAGAUCAUGAGGCCCGCUUGCCGGACGGGCGAUUGGCAGAAAUGGAUGGGUCUCACUGCGCCUCAAAAAUGGGAUAUCUCGGGAAUAGCAGCCGCGAGACGGGUUCUAUUUUGA
Microsporum canis CBS 113480 is the source of this 927-nucleotide messenger RNA. RefSeq lists its product as hypothetical. Bases 1 to 927 code for a protein of 308 amino acids. The transcript has a single exon. The record is from RefSeq and is a predicted model, not a curated record. NCBI's taxonomy places the organism in Eukaryota, Fungi, Ascomycota, Eurotiomycetes, Onygenales, Arthrodermataceae.